AUGCAGUUCAAAUUUUUGGUUUCUCUGAUUUUGGUGGUCCUCGCUUUGAGUGAAAGUGUCCUUGCCCUCCCAUUGGAGAAAAAAGCCGACAUCAACACAUUUGCGUCGGCAAUCAACAACGCUGGACGACUCCGUUACGGUAAACGAUCGGACCCAGCAGCGUGGGAAGACAACACUAAAAUCUUCCCAUCUGCUGAUCAAUACGUCUACUCCGAGGAAGGACGUUAUCCAUAUGCACUAAUCAAGCGUGCACUCAACACCGACUCUCUCGUCGCCUCUCUCAACGGAGCUGAACGAUUACGGUAG
Messenger RNA from Caenorhabditis remanei, 306 nucleotides. RefSeq lists its product as uncharacterized. The record is from RefSeq and is a predicted model, not a curated record. The coding region runs from base 1 to 306 and encodes 101 amino acids. The transcript is spliced from 4 exons. Lineage: Eukaryota; Metazoa; Nematoda; Chromadorea; Rhabditida; Rhabditidae.